Molecule: messenger RNA, 2473 nt
Organism: Venturia canescens
Lineage: Eukaryota; Metazoa; Arthropoda; Insecta; Hymenoptera; Ichneumonidae
Gene: Hmgs
Product: hydroxymethylglutaryl-CoA synthase
Exons: 1
Coding region: 1082-2452 (456 amino acids)
Biological process (GO): acetyl-CoA metabolic process
Molecular function (GO): hydroxymethylglutaryl-CoA synthase activity
Source: RefSeq, a predicted model, not a curated record
GCACGAAUUUCGAAUCAGUCGUCGUCGCACAACAGAGACGCGCGCGACUUUGAAGAGAGCGCGAGCAAUCUCGAAAUCAUCGUGAGAGACUCUCCACGUUAGUUCGUAAUUCGAUAUCGUCGAGGAAACAUCGUUGCCACGGCGUUUCUAACGGUUUUCAAAGAAAAAAAAUACGGUUUACCAAAAUCAUAAAAUAAUCUCUCAAUCAUCGUCCGUAAUCCGGUCUCUGGCCAAACUCUGAAACAACCCAGUGACCGAAAUUUCUACUGUCAAGAGAGUUUCACUUCUAACCUAAAUUUUCGGAUUCAGCCGGAGAAACCAUUUCACGCCUCGUCUAAACUCUCGACGUCGUAUUUAUUCACAUAAAGUCGGUACCGAAUAAAAACUCUGGCGUGUUAAAUCUUAUUUUUCAAUAAUAAAAUUAAAAUAAAUCAACUCUGCACAAAGUUGCAAUUUUUUUCGCUCCAACAUCAUCGAGGAUCGACAAGUAUUUUUUAUUGAACCACAUUGAAAAUAAACUGACCGUGCUUCGUGUAAACAAUAACGGACCUAGAAAAUUGUUGAUUAUUUCAACGGCAGCGUGGGCAUCUUGAGUAAAUAACCGGCACGACCACGACUCUAGGACUUUGUAACAUAACCUCAAAAGAGCGUUAAUAACAAAAAAAAAACAACGUAAGAAAAAUAAAAACCGAAGAGUUGAAAAAUUCAAAACCCCCGAUCCGACAGCUUUUUGUGUUGUAUAAGAAUUUACGUGAUAAAAAGUCAAAAACUAUAAAAAUUCAUUUGUAAAUCUACUGAUUCGACGGCAUUUUUCAUUGGAAAAAUUGAACGAAAUCGAAGUUAAAAAAAAAACAAAAAGGAACUGCCGAAUAAUUAUCCAGUGAAUUGUGAGUGAAAAAUUACGUCAAACAAAAAGUUGAUCAUAAAUAUUAAUUUUUUUUCGCGAUAAAAUUCGUGAUAACACGUGAACGUGAACGUGGAAAAAAAAAAUACAAAACUAUACGUCUGAAAGCUGAAAAAAUCUUUUAUUGGUAUCGAAUCGAGUGAGAUUUAGAAAGAAGAGAAAAAAAAAUAUAAAAAAAUGUGGCCGAACAACGUUGGUAUAAGGGCGAUAGAGGUAUACUUUCCAUCUCAGUACGUAGAGCAAACUGAUCUGGAAAAGUUUGACGGUGUGAGCGCAGGAAAAUAUACGAUAGGAUUGGGUCAAUCGCGGAUGGCGUUUUGUGACGAUCGGGAGGACAUAAAUUCGUUGUGUUUAACGGUAGUUCAUCGUUUGUUAGAUCGUUAUAAUAUCGAGCCCAAGGAAAUAGGUCAUUUGGGAGUGGGUACGGAGACGAUAAUCGACAAGAGUAAAUCGGUGAAAUCAGUGCUGAUGCAGAUAUUUGAAAAAUCGGGUUCAACAGAUAUCGAGGGAAUUGAUUCGACGAACGCGUGUUACGGUGGGACAGCAUCGCUUUUCAACGCGAUAUCCUGGGUGGAGAGUAGUGCAUGGGACGGAAGAUUGGCGCUGGUCGUUGCAGCGGAUAACGCAGUUUACGCACCCGGAAACGCACGGCCGACUGGUGGCGCUGGUGCGAUAGCGAUGAUCGUGGGGCCGGACGCGCCGUUGGUAUUCGAUCGGGGACUCCGUGCUUCUUGUAUGAGACACGUUUACGAUUUCUACAAGCCUGAUUUACGAUCUGAAUAUCCGGUGGUUGAUAGUAAAUUAUCGAUAGAAUGUUACUUGAGCUCGCUGGACGAGUGCUACAGGAGAUACAUGCAAAAAGCCAAAUCAAAAGAGCCAAAGAGCCCCAGGAAUCUGAGCAAGUUUGAUGCCCUCCUGUUCCACUCGCCUUAUGGCAAACUCGUGCAAAAAUCAUUCGCGAGAUUGGCCUAUUUGGAUUUCAUUGAUUCGGAGAAAAGCAAUGGCAAGUACGGAGAGGAGAUUGAAAAGUUUCGAAAUACCAAACCGGAAGAGACUUAUUUCGACAGGGAUCUGGAGAAAGCUUUCAUGACGCUGAGCGGACCGGAUUUCCGCUCGAAAGCCCAACCGAGCUUGAUGAUUUCUAACCAAGUUGGUAAUAUGUACACGCCUUCGGUGUACUCCGGCCUUGUCUCUCUGCUCGUGAGCAAACCUCUCGCCGAACUCGCUGGCUCGAGAGUCGGUAUUUUCUCAUACGGCUCUGGUCUCGCCUCCAGCAUGUAUUCCAUAACCAUCAGUUCCGAUGCCACCAAAGAAUCGCCGCUCGCUCAACUGGUUUACAAACUAUCUUACGUCAGGCAUCUUUUGGAAUCGCGUAAAGCCGUCACUCCUCAAAAAUACACCGACAUCUUGGCUCUGAGGGAAUUGAACUGUCACACCGUUCCCUAUUCUCCGCAGGGCCCGACUCAACACUUGUUCCCUGGAACUUAUUACCUCGUCGCUAUUGACGAUAAAUACAGGAGGACUUACGAGAGAAAGCCCAAUAAAUAAUUUUUAUUUUCAUUUCAAAUA